Molecule: messenger RNA, 1323 nt
Organism: Kwoniella shivajii
Lineage: Eukaryota; Fungi; Basidiomycota; Tremellomycetes; Tremellales; Cryptococcaceae
Exons: 4
Coding region: 1-1323 (440 amino acids)
Biological process (GO): transmembrane transport
Cellular component (GO): membrane
Molecular function (GO): transmembrane transporter activity
Source: RefSeq, a predicted model, not a curated record
AUGAUCGAAUCAUCCUCCGAUAACAGCCUGACCGCUUCCCCAACAAUCAGCACACCAGCGGAACAAACUAUCAAGCCUAACGGCGAUGUCGAAAAGGGAGCUGAUAGUAAAUCUCCAGCUCCUCCUACCAUGCCUGAAGGAGGUCUUCAAGCAUGGCUAUGUGUUCUGGGUGCUUGGCUGACUAUGUUUGCCACCUUCGGAUAUGCCAACUCUUUUGGGGUUUUUCAGGCGUACUACAUUGUCAAGUACCCGAAUGUCACCGCGUCUGACAUCUCUUGGGUUGGAUCUGUCCAACUGUUCCUUCAGUUCGCUUUGGGAGCCUUUACAGGUCCUCUAUACGACAAAGGUUACUUUUAUCACCUGAUGUAUUCUGGGGCAGUCCUCUAUAUCGUUUGCAUCUUCAUGACUUCGCUCUGCAAAGAGUUCUGGCAAACUGUCUUGGCCCAAGCCUUAGGGUUAGGCAUAGGCAUCGGUUUAAUGCUUUUACCAGCAUUCUCAGUUUUGUCUCACUAUUUCAUGAAGAAACGUGCUAUUGCUAUGGGAAUAGCUGUUACUGGAUCUUCAACUGGAGCAAUCUGUUUACCAAUCAUGUUGAACAAUCUAUUCAAAAGCCAUGGAUUUGAGAAAGCUGUUCAAUACACAGGAUAUCUCCUUUUGGGCUGUCUGAUACUCGCCUGUGCGCUACUCCGUACAAGAUUACCUGUGAAGAAGGGUGGACCACCUAAGCCAACUCCCAAGGAGCUUUUUUCUAGUGUGCCUUAUACUUUGGUUGUAGCGGGGCUGUUUUGCGUGACCUGGGGUCAAUUUUUCCCGGUAUACUAUAUUCAAAUCUACGGAGAGGACCAUGGCAUCUCAUCAAAUUUGACUCAAUAUACAAUCGCGAUUUUAAAUGCCGCUUCGAUUUUCGGACGUACCUUACCAAACUUUUUCGCUGACAAAGUUGGCUCCUUGAACGUCAUCACCCUAUGCUCUUUCUUCACUGGAGUGCUCGUCUUUGCUAUUUUUGGCGCAGGAUCCCCUGGAGGUUUGAUUGUUGUUGCCAUCCUAUAUGGGUUCUUCUCUGGAGCUUACGUUUCUUUAAUGACCCCUGCCGCUAUGACGUUUGCCAAAGGGUUUAAUGAGCUUGGAAGUAGAGUAGGGUGGGGAAUGUUGGUGAUGUCGCUAGCUGCGUUAAGCGGAAGUCCAAUUCAAGGUGCUCUGCUCGAUCGCUACGGGUUUUACGCUCCUACGAUCUGGUCGGGUGUCUGUGUAUUGAUGGGCUCAGCACUGCUGGCUGUCGCGACAAGGAUGCACGCCAGGGACAAAAGAACUUGGAAAGUGUAG